GUUUAUAUUGGCAGCUGAGAGGAAUCGAGGAGCACGUGGUGUGGCCUGCAUUGCUUGUACUAUAUCAGGCAUUGCUAUAUCAGGACCAAUACUUCAGUCAGCCGGGCGAGGGGACAUCACACCAUCCAGCUACCACGAGCCUUACCUAGUUGACUUGCCUCUAAGGCCUUCAAUGACCACCCAGCCUGCUGCCUCUCCACACUGCUGACAGCUUGGUGCGUCCCUAGUAUGGAGGAGUCCAGGCUAAACACCUGUCAAAGAGUCCUGUCAUGUGUAUUCAAUUUUCCAGGUUUUUAUAAUUGCUUUGAGGAACCAGCACACCACAAAUAUGAGUACAGAGGACCCUGCCUGUGCUGCUGCCGACCUAGAGACAGACACUGCGGACGACAACUCAGAAGAGGAGGAGGAGGAGGAGGAGGAGGAGGAAGAGUAUGCAAAGAAAGUGAAGUCAGUCCAAGAGAAUCCAGCUUUCUACACUGAUGCCGCAGCAUACUGGAAUAACGUGCCUGCCACGGUAAAUGGCAUGCUAGGAGGCUUUGCCCACAUCAAUGCUCCUGACAUCUGUGGCUCAGAAACUUUCCUCCAGAGCAUCUUUAAAAUGAAAAACGCUCCAGGCCAUGGCCGUGCAGUGGACUGUGGUGCAGGCAUUGGCAGGAUAACCAAGCACCUGCUGCAGAAACACUUUGGCAAAGUUGACCUGGUUGAACUGUGUCAGAGUUUUUUGGACAGAGCUAAAGAAUCAUUGAAAAAUUCCCAUAAGGUUGGUGAGUAUAUGUGCCAAGGCCUGCAGCACUUUGCCCCAGACCCCAGCACGUACGAUGUUGUGUGGAGUCAGUGGGUGCUGGGGCACCUGACAGAUGAAGACCUUGAAAAUUACUUCCGAAGGAUGGCACGAGGACUCAAGCCUAAUGGUGUCAUUGUUGUGAAGGAGAAUGUCACGUCCUCAGGCAUCGUAGAACUGGAUGAACAAGACUCGUCUGUCACCAGACCCGAGAGUCUGCUCUUGGAGAUAAUAGAUAAGGCAGAACUAAGGGUCAUUAAGAAUACAAAACAAAACAAUCUUCCAAAAGGCCUUUAUGAAGUGAAGAUGUUGUGUUUGAGGCCAAAAUAAAAUGGAGAUUUUGUACUGGUGAUUGGGAAAGAAGGGGAGGCAGUAUUGUGUAUCUGAACUGAAAAUUGCUCAAGAAAAAUCCAAAUAUGAACUGAUUUAAAAAUUAAAAUCCUUUUCUCAGAUAUUAACCAGUUAAACUUCUGUAAGUACUUACAAAGUAUUAGUACCUAGUAAUCAUUAUGCCAGAAUAUGCACAUCAAUAGGAUGUGUAUUCACUGUUUGUUAUGGGGUUUUUAUCCUAAGGGCCAUCACUAUUUUUAGUACCUGCUCAGUGUGUUUCUUGAUUGUGUAUUAUGUACGGUAGUUAUCCAACUUUUUAAAUGAUAGUGUUACUCAUUACAUGAUGUCGGUUAUAUUGAAUUAUCUGUGAUCUUCUGUAGGAAUAAUGCUGUACUCUACAUUCAAUGUCAGGACACUCAGGGCUGACCAAAAUUCAUUCAUGCCUUGGAGUCACUCCUGGCCCGGCUGGUGAUGUGUGUGAAGAACUUCACACUGCUGUGAUGGUCGUGAUGGGUGUGGUCCCAGGCAAGGCUGCCCUUGUGGUAGAUUUAUCAUGCCUGCAGAUCACUUUCCUAAUGUUUCCAUCAUGUUUCCAGGCUGGGCAUUACACAAUCACACAUACUUUCUUACAUGCAUACAUACACGCACUUGUAGUGUUAAUUUACUUAAGGAUUUUUAUCACUAAGUUUUCUAGAUUAAUUCAGUGAGAUGGUUUCACACAGAGUAAAAGUAACACUGUGUAUGAGAUACACUCUUGGGUCACUCCUCAGUGUGAGGCACAUCCAUCACAUGUACGUAGUACUGUACAAAAUAGAUGACCUUUAUUUUUCUAGGGAUAGAAAACUUUUGAUACCUUGACACAUUAUGGAAGUAUUAGCAGGGCAUCAUGUAUGGUGGUGUGGGGAGCAGUUCUGUCUCCCUCCCAUGCCAGGCCUCCUGAGGGGGGGGGACGUUCUUGUUGCCCACACAACCUUUGUAAUGAACCUGUACUACAGUCAGGAUGAACAUGCAAGAACAGGAUUCUUUGAUUUGCUGAUAUUCAAUAUCUUUGUUAUAUGUGUAGAUGAUUCUUUAGAUUCUCCUUCUUGAGAUUUAGAAGGAAGCAGUAUUUAAAUCAUGAAAUUGUGCCCACAGUAAAAGAAAUUAAGAAAAAAAAAAAAAAAAAAAAAAAAAACUUUGUACUACUGGUAAUUGUGUAGCAGUAAAAUUCUUGAAAUAAGGUUUUUAUCACGUGCAUCAAAAGAUCAGAUUGAGAAACUAUUGUAAACUGUAUUUUGAAGAGUCUCUUGCCAUAUUAGAUCAAAUCCAAACCUGUAUUUUUUCCUGUUUUCCUGAUUUGAUAGACCAUAUUUACUCACCCUUGUAUAACUUAAAUAUGAUGUAUGAAAAAAAUUAGACUUCUAUAUGUAGUUGAGAUAAUAGACAAACAUAUCUUUGCGAUAUGAAACAUGUAUACAUGAAUGUCUCUACCAGGUAGUAGUGAAGACAAGGCAUCCGUGUCAGGUGUCUGGGGAGAGCAAUACCUUCCCUUCCCCUCUGUGCCUUGUCUGGUGAUGGGAACAGGCACACAGAGAAGGGAUCCCCUAAUCCCCCCACUGGAUUCCUUUGUGAUGCUGGUAAUGCCUCACAGUCUGGUGCAGUGUGUGAGUGUUGGCGGUACUGGUGCUGCAUCAUGCUUUGUGAUGCAAGACACACCAGUUCCUGAAGACAUCUUGAGUUUGAACAGACAUAAUGCUUCUUGUGUCCUUUCUGUGUCCAGUUCUAUAGUUUUCUUACUAUUCCUUAACACACUAAGAAUAAGUUAUUCUUUACUCAUUUUUCUCUACAAUAUCCUUUCUUUUCGGUUUGUAUCAUACAAUCCCAGCAAGUAAAUUGUCUUUCUAAAGCAAUGCAAAAUGUACUAGUGUAGAAUCCCAUUUAAAUAAGCCAUAAGCAUCUUGUCUCAGUCAACACUGCCACCUGUACAAUGAAAUGACGGCUGAGGUGCACACACUGCACACCUGACCUCUGGCAGGCAGACACAUCACCCAUUUGGGAUUGCUGGAAUUCAUAAGUUCUACAUUUUUUGUGAUGCAGAAAAAAAACCUUGGUGGAGGCAUCACACCUGUAAUGCCACAUUAAGGGGCAUCUUAACAAACUUUAGGCAAUAAAUCACUGAGGCACGUGAGCCGCACCCCAGAGUGCCUCAGUGACGACUCCCAUCAAGUAUCUACUCUCUAUAUUUUAUAGGAAAAGAAAUUUUCUAAGACUUUUGUGUGUGUGAUUAUUAUCACAUAAAACAAGGACUUUCACAAAUGUUGUGGAAAUAUACAGCAAUUAAGUAUGUUGAUGAAGAAUACCUUAUUUGUAUACCAUCAUGAAGUUUCCAUGCAAAUAAAUUUAUGCAACACGGCAAAUGCCCCUUCACACUAGAAAAUUAUAACCAAGGUGACAUUGUAAUUGUGAUGGAUCAGUAACAAUCGGCAGCCAAAGCAGUGCAACCGUGAUUCUUAAUAAAAAUUUGUAAGAUUUACAUAA
Molecule: messenger RNA, 3628 nt
Organism: Scylla paramamosain (green mud crab)
Lineage: Eukaryota; Metazoa; Arthropoda; Malacostraca; Decapoda; Portunidae
Product: N-terminal Xaa-Pro-Lys N-methyltransferase 1-like
Exons: 3
Coding region: 329-1111 (260 amino acids)
Biological process (GO): N-terminal protein amino acid methylation
Cellular component (GO): cytoplasm
Molecular function (GO): N-terminal protein N-methyltransferase activity
Source: RefSeq, a predicted model, not a curated record